This is a messenger RNA of Biomphalaria glabrata, 1204 nucleotides long. RefSeq lists its product as uncharacterized. Bases 1 to 861 code for a protein of 286 amino acids. NCBI's taxonomy places the organism in Eukaryota, Metazoa, Mollusca, Gastropoda, Planorbidae. The record is from RefSeq and is a predicted model, not a curated record. The transcript has 3 exons.
AUGAGAGCCAGUCUUUGGCAGGCCCUUGUUGAUGAAGGGGAGGAUCCGGAAACAUACCUGUUUGAGAUAGAACCAGAUAUUGGUGAGGUGCUGAACACCCUGCAAAACUGGUUAUGUGAACUUUGUACUUUCCAGGAUUCGAUGAAUCAUUCUAUGGACAAACUGAUACGUAACGUGCAAGGCCAGGUCAAUCCAGACCCCUAUCGAUCUACCUACGAGGGGAACUUGAAUUUUGAUUGUUGCAUUCAGGCGGUAAGCAACAACAGUACAUGCGGUGCUUCACGAAGGGAGUGCAAAUGUCAAGAAACCCAUCAACAGGGUCUGAAACCAGUGGACUUCGAUACUUCUGUUUUCACCAGCGAGAGAGGCCCUGAAGGUGGUCAGAAGAACCCUGCAGCUGAUGGACUUUUGCACCUGAAACGUUGUAAAGGUGCCUUACAGACAAUUCUCCCUGAGACGGCUGAGGCUGACAGUUUGUUAAACAGCGUGGCUUCAUGUGGGUCUACAGCUCUUUCACGAGUCAUCCUUAGAAAGGGUCUGAUGAAGCGCAGUUCUGAAUCAACUGCAUUAACAACAACAAGAGCUGUCACUACCACUCGAUGUGUCAGGUGGCUGACGCCAGCGACAACCGUCAGGAUGGAGAGGCCACGUUUGCGACAUCGUGUCGAAAGAAACUUGGUCAACUGGAGGAGAAAACGGCACCUGCAGAGAGCAGUGUGGAUCGCUUUGUGGGGAACACGCUCCCUGCCGUCUGUAGCUCCCACAGACCGACCUCCACCUGCACUGACCAACGUCCACCACCCUGUAGGGCACCUGAAUCUGUUCGGGACGAACAGAUCUGAGAAGGGGGCAAUGUUGUAACCACGCUCCCGCGCUACACUAAUGGUGCGCAUCUGAGCACUACUGAACACGACUAGUGAAAGACAUUGAGACAGGAAGAAGGACUGUUGUGAGCCGGCUAGAAGUCAUGGGAGUUUGAACAGUCAGGUGCUGUCCUGUGUGAUACUAGGAAACUGUGUGGGAGACCUGGAGCGACACUGGGAAGUGUGUCGGUGGUCUGUUCUGGAGAAAUUGAUUCAUCAGACAUGGAGUCAUAGUCAUGUUUAUCUUGACUUCCAGGAAGAACACUGACCGGAGAAAUCGAGCCAAAAGAAGGUAAUACGUCUUGCUGUAUCUCCCCAUCCAUUGACAACCUCAAAGAAGA